Molecule: messenger RNA, 1988 nt
Organism: Carassius auratus (goldfish)
Lineage: Eukaryota; Metazoa; Chordata; Actinopteri; Cypriniformes; Cyprinidae
Product: multidrug and toxin extrusion protein 1-like
Exons: 17
Coding region: 115-1872 (585 amino acids)
Biological process (GO): xenobiotic detoxification by transmembrane export across the plasma membrane
Cellular component (GO): membrane
Molecular function (GO): antiporter activity; xenobiotic transmembrane transporter activity
Source: RefSeq, a predicted model, not a curated record
AGCUUUUAAGAUGGUGUAACUUUGCCACAUUGACCUGUUAGCAGCACAGCUGCAGCAGCGGGACCGUCCCCUGCCGUGUCUCUGGCUUCACUGCAGAUCAGGUCUAAGGAGAUCAUGGAUGUUUCAAAUACAAGGACUGAAGCUUUAUCAAUGGAGCCUAGUUCCAAGCUUUUUUGCUGUGGAUCCGUGAGACGUUGCAUCCCUCUAGUAUAUAGACAGGAGCUUUACCACAUCCUGCGCAUGACUGGACCCCUGGUUGCUUCGCGCAUUCUGAAUUAUCUCCUACCAUUUGUCAUAACAAUGUUUUGCGGUCGCCUGGGAAACAGUGUGCUCGCUGGUUAUGGAAUGGCCUCAGCUACAAUAAACAUAACAACUGCAGCUACAGGUGGAGGUCUUGCACUGGCUGCUGACACCCUUAUCUCUCAGACCUUUGGUGGGAAGAAUCUGCACCGUGUUGGCAUGAUCUUGCAGAGAAGUGUCCUGAUCCUCCUGCUCUUCUGUUUGCCCUGUUGGGCUCUGCUCAUUAACACCCAGCCCCUCCUCCUUCUGCUAGGUCAAGAUCCAGAGGUGGCCAGAAUAGCACAACUCUAUGUGGUUUGUUACCUGCCAGCAGUUCCAGCUAUGUUUUUGCAUCAGCUGCAAGUAGCCUAUCUCCAAAACCAGGGAGUGAUUCUGCCUCAGAUGUAUGCAGCCAUUGCAGCCAACAUUGCAAAUGUGUUGACAAACUACAUCCUUCUGAACUGGUUGGACCUUGGGUUAUAUGGAUCUGCUGCUGCCAACACCAUAUCUCAGCUCUAUAUUUGUGUUUUCCUCUAUUUAUAUAUUCGUUGGAAGAAGCUCCAUGUUGAAACAUGGGGAGGCUGGUCGUGUGACUCUCUGCAGGAGUGGGAUGGAUAUAUGAAACUGGCCAUCCCCAGCACCAUGAUGCUUUGCUUUGAGUGGUGGAUUUAUGAGGUUGGAGGAUUCUUAGCAGGCAUGCUAGGGGAACUGGAUCUGGCAGCUCAACAUGCAGUCAUUAUGCUGGCUUUUAUAAACUACAUGUUUCCAUUAGGGAUUCAAGGUGCAGCGUGUGUGCGUGUGGGUAAUGCACUUGGAGCUGGAGAUACAGCUGGAGCAAUUCGCACCUGCAAGGUGUCCCUCAUCUGCACAGCUGCCUUGGCAAUUUUGCAAGGUCUUGUACUUGCAUCGACAAAAACUGUGAUUGGUUUCUUAUUUACAUCAGACGGGCAUAUUGUGGUGCUCGUCUCCAAACUCUUAAACGUCUAUUGUGUGCUUCAGUUCUUUGAUGGUCUUGUUUGUGUCAGCAUGGGUAUUCUGUUGGGUUCAGGGCAGCAGAAGAUAGCAGCUGUAGCUAAUUUCUUUGGCUAUUACUGCAUUGGACUUCCACUUGGCACCUCUCUCAUGUUUGCUGCGAAAUUAGACGUUGUUGGCUUUUGGCUGGGACUUCUCAUCUGUGUAUGUGUGCAGUCCAGUUUUUUCAUUGCAGUCAUUUUUAAGCUCAACUGGGACAGAGUGACCAAAGAGGCAGUGGAAAGGGCUGGAAAGAGUCAAAUGUCUCCAGUGUCAACUCCGCAUAGUCUCACAGCGAGGCACGGAGAGAAUGGGGAUGAGUACAUGACCAUGAACUUGAAUGAUCAGGACGAGGAGCCACACGCGGAGGAAAAGCCUGCAGUUCUGCUAUCUACCGCUCAGCUGAUCCUCAGGAGGGGUCUGACCAGCCUCGCAGCUCUUCUCAUCCUAGCUGCGGGGAUAGCUGUCCAUCUCACUGUGCCUUUACCUGAAGUGUCUUAUGCCCUCACAGCAAAUACUACUUUGGACUCAAACUUUACUACUCCUUCAUCUCUCAUCCAUUCAACUUCAAUCUCAAUCUGAAAACAAGAGGCUAGAGCUGUAGCUGUUCAUACGUAUAUGCCAGGUGUUUUAUGUUUCACCAUUAUCUAGAAAGUAAAUUUUUCCAAAAUUAACACACACACACACACACACACACA